AUGGUUAGAGAUGGAAUAGUGCUUGGACAUAGAAUCUCAGAGAGAGGCAUAGAAGUUGACAAGGCCAAGAUUGAAGUAAUGACAAACCUUCAGCCGCCCAAGACAGUCAAAGAUAUCAGAAGCUUCCUAGGACAUGCUGGGUUCUACAGGAGGUUCAUUAAAGAUUUCUCACAGAUAGCAAGGCCGCUAACACGCCUAUUAUGCAAGGAUAUUAACUUUGAGUUCACAGAGGAGUGUCACAAGGCUUUCACUAAGAUCAAAGAGGCAUUGGUCAGUGCGCCAGUGGUUCAACCUCCAAACUGGGAACUACCUUUUGAGAUAAUGUGUGAUGCAAGUGAUUAUGCAGUAGGAGCAGUGCUUGGACAAAGAAAAGACAAGAAGCUACAUGUGAUCUACUAUGCCAGCAGAACACUUGAUGAGGCACAAUGCAAGUAUGCCACAACAGAAAAGGAGCUUCUUGCUAUUGUCUUUGCAUUUGAGAAAUUUCGAUCAUACUUGGUGGGAUCAAAAGUUAUAGUUCACUCUGAUCAUGCAGCAUUAAGGUAUCUUUUAUCUAAGAAAGAUGCCAAGCCAAGAUUGUUGAGAUGGAUACUACUACUGCAAGAAUUUGAUCUUGAGAUCAAGGAUAGAAGAGGAGCAGAUAAUGGAGUAGCUGAUCACCUUUCAAGGAUGAGAGUUGAAGAAAAUCUACCCCUUGAUGAUAGGCUACCUGAAGAAUCAGUUUAUGCAGCUGAAGCUAGCAAUAAGCAUGGACAACUAGGCCAUCACAGGCCAGGAACAAAGAUCUCAUCAUCAAACACACCAUGGUUUCGCCACAUAGCAAACUUCCUUGCAGCUGAAUACCCACCACCAAACUUCUUUGGCUACAGAAAGAAGAAGUUUCUGCGUGAUGUAAGAAGGCACUUUGCCACUUACAAGACAGUAUCCAAGGUCCUACAAGCUGGAUUUUGGUGGCCAACAAUGUUUAAGGAUGCUCAUGCAUUCAUAUCAAGAUGUGAUGCUUGCCAAAGAAUGGGAAAUAUAAGCAAGAGGAAUGAGAUGCCACAGAACUUUAUACUAGAAGUUGAAGUUUUUGAUGUUUGGGGCAUUGACUUUAUGGGACCUUUCCCAACCUCUUUUGGUGACCAAUACAUUCUAGUGGCAGUUGAUUAUGUCUCCAAAUGGGUGGAAGCCAUUGCCAGCCCUACUAAUGAUGCACAAGUGGUCAUCAAGAUGUUUAAAUCCAUCAUUUUUCCAAGGUUUGGAGUGCCUAGGAUAGUCAUAAGUGAUGGAGGUUCACAUUUCAUCAACAGAAUCUUUGCCAACCUUUUGAAGAAGCAUGGAGUCACUCACAAAGUUGCCUCUCCUUACCACCCCCAAACUAGUGGACAAGUUGAGAUCUCAAACAGAGAACUCAAGAGCAUACUUCAGAAGACAACAGGCAAGACAAGAAAGGAUUGGAGUGCCAAACUAGAUGAUGCUCUAUGGGCAUACCGCACUGCCUUCAAAACACCACUUGGUACCACCCCCUUUCAUCUUGUUUAUGGUAAAGCAUGUCAUUUACCUGUGGAGCUGGAGUACAAAGCAGCUUGGGCUAUUAAGGAGUUGAACUUCAACCUAAAGACAGCAGGAGAAAGAAGAUUGAUUCAGCUGAAUGAGCUUGAUGAGAUUAGGCAUCUGGCUUAUGAGAAUUCAAAGAUCUAUAAGGAGAGAACCAAAGCUUUCCAUGACCGCAAGAUCAUCCCAAAGAACUUUGCGCCAAACGACCAAGUUCUACUAUUCAACUCAAGGUUGAAACUCUUUCCAGGAAAGCUUCGCUCAAGAUGGUCAGGACCAUUCAGGAUUAAAGAAGUUCGCCCCUAUGGAGCAGUGGUACUAUGGGAUCCAAUGGGAGGAGACUUUACAGUCAAUGGACAAAGGUUAAAACCUUACCUAGCCUCCACCACCAUACCACAGGAGACCACACUGCUCUUGGCGAUCCACCAGAUCCUUAAGGAAGUGCCAUACAGUCAAGCUAAUGACUUUAAACAAAGCGCUGAAUGGGAGGCAACCCAUUGA
This is a messenger RNA of Microthlaspi erraticum, 2037 nucleotides long. The record is from the annotation of a GenBank genome assembly. NCBI's taxonomy places the organism in Eukaryota, Viridiplantae, Streptophyta, Magnoliopsida, Brassicales, Brassicaceae.